Cadophora gregata is the source of this 2916-nucleotide messenger RNA. RefSeq lists its product as uncharacterized. The transcript is spliced from 5 exons. Gene Ontology annotation, cellular component: membrane. NCBI's taxonomy places the organism in Eukaryota, Fungi, Ascomycota, Leotiomycetes, Helotiales, Ploettnerulaceae. The record is from RefSeq and is a predicted model, not a curated record. Bases 176 to 1672 code for a protein of 498 amino acids. Gene Ontology annotation, biological process: transmembrane transport. Gene Ontology annotation, molecular function: transmembrane transporter activity.
GAUCAAACUAGUGUCAGCUCGCAGUGACGGCACUUGGUCGAUCAAGCCUGGGCCAACAUCAUCAUGGCAUUUUGAACUCCCAUCUAAUAUUUUCUUGAUAAAGAUAAGUGCAUUUCUCUCAUUUGAUGUCCCUGGAAUUAUCUCUUCAACUCGUAAGGACAAGAAAAAUAUCAAGAUGUCAGUCUCAACUUCACUACCUUCUGACGAGUACAUCAAGCCCACCAUCACGGAGGUCGAGAAAGGUAAUGCGCAUUCUCCAUCUCCUGAUGAAGGCGCACAUCUCGAUCCCGUCAUAUCUGCUCGCGUAACAAGGAAAUUUGACAAGCACAUCAUACCAUGGCUGUUCGGCCUCUGGCUUCUGGCUUUCAUUGAUAGAAGCAAUAUCGGAAAUGCUAAGAUUGAUGGAUUGGCAGAGGGUCUGAAUAUUUUGAAGGGCAACAAGUUCAACAUUGCUCUUGCAAUAUUCUAUGUUCCAUAUAUCAUCGUUGAUAUUCCUUCAAACUGGCUGGUCAAAAGAAUUGGGGCUGGGUAUUACUUGCCAGGUCUCGUCUUCGGUUGGGGAAUCGUGAGCAUGUGCCUUGGAUUUGUGAAGACGUAUGAAGGACUGUUGGCAGGAAGGUUCUUCCUAGGGCUGAUGGAAGGAGGACUGCUUGGCGGAGUGAUCAUAUACCUAGCAAUGUUCUACGAGCGGAAACAAAUCAUGAUUCGGAUUGGGCUGUUCUACUGCGCUGCUCCUUUAAGUGGUGCCUUCGGAGGGCUUCUGGCUACGGGCCUUUCGCAGAUCAGAACACCAGGAUAUGAUGGCUGGCCAUUCAUCUUCUUCAUUGAAGGCGUCAUAACAAUCCUCUUCGGACUACUGGCUGGAUUCUUCCUACCUCACACACCUUCACACUCCAAGUUUCUCACCCAAGAGGAGAAAGAAUUCGCAGUCCGCCGCAUGCAUAUUGACGCACAAGGCGCUGUCUCUUCUUCGUCCGUCGAUACUGAGAAGUUCUCUUGGCAUUGGGUGAAGAUUGCUAUUCUCAAUUGGAACACUGCUUUGUUAAGUCUGAACUUCUUUGCCAUCAUCACACCCAUUUACAGUUUCUCACUCUUCUUGCCAACAAUCAUCAGCACGUUGGGAUAUAAGAGCGUCAAAGCAAAUCUUCUCACCGUGCCACCGAACAUGGCUGCAUUCUUCGCCGUGCUCCUCGUCACUUACUUCUCAGACCGUAUCAAACAACGAGGGAUCUUCAUGCUCGGCGGUGCUACAGUUGGUAUCAUUGGCUACAUUAUGUUGAUCGCCUCUCCCAAGCCCCUCGUACAAUAUGGCGGCACGUUCUUUGUGGCAGUGGGCAUCUUUCCCUGUUCACCCAUGGUCAUGGGAUGGAUGGCCAAUAACGUUGCACCACACUAUGUGAGGGCCACAGCGACCGGUUUCCAGAUCUGCAUUGCGAACUGUGCAGCUUUCAUCGCUACUUUCACUUACGUCACGAGUGAUGCUCCGAGGUAUAAGACCGGACACGCAAUCAAUUUGGGCAUGCUUGCUUUGUGCCUUGUUGUCACAGCCGUGACAAUAUUGUAUUGCAAGUGGGAGAAUGCCAAGCGAGAGAAGGGCGAGCGGGACGAUAGGCUCGACGAAGACCAGACGCUACUGGGGCACCGGCAUCCCAAGUUCAGAUAUGCCAUCUAACUGCGAUUCAUGGUAUCGUUGAUUAUCUGUACGAUCAUUGUCUACCCCUAUACCCACUAUCAUUUCAGCAAUGGUCGCGGUGCAGGGCAAGGGGAUCGUAAAUAUACCGCCGGCAACCUUGGCGGCACAAUUUGUGCUCCUGCCCAGAUAGCCCAUUGGUAGCUGAGUGGACAGUGACGGAACCUCCUCAACCCUGGACACGAAUUGGCAUAAAAAUCGCUUGGAGAUGGGUCGGAUCUUCCCAGAAAUUCAUGACAUUGCCAAUGCCGCGUGGAAAUUUCGAUUGUGUGUUGCUGACUUCGAUGAAAGAAUACAUCAAUGCGAGUGACGCGGGGUAGACUCAGCAGAGAGAGGCAUCAAAGAAGAUCCAGUGGUAAACGUCCUUGGUGAAGGAGUAAUUGAAAGUUAUGAUACGAUGAAGUCUAUCGUACAGCGAACAAUACAUGGAAAAAUAACCAGAAUGAAAACGAUACCACCAAAAUCAGUUUCCUAAUACUGAGUCAAAACAAUAACCUCAAAGACCACUACAAAUAUCAAUACCCCACAUCAUCAAAGAUUAUCAUCUCUCCCCGAAUCUCAUCCCGAUGUAUCUUUCAGAGUCCAUCACAAGUCGACGUCUCAUCAACCCACAAAUUACACAUGUAACUCCUAACUCCCAGCGCAUAGAAUCCCUGAAAGUCUUGAACACUCUCACCAACCGGCGUCCAAUGUCUUCCCUCCUUGACACAAUCAACAUCCGUAAAGACACAGCAGAUGACCGAAGGAUCGAGGUUGCUCUUCAUGGAUUGUGUCUUCUUGUCCCAGGUGUCGGGGAGAUUCUGGCAGGUCUGGUAGUUGCCGUAGGCUUGGUAUUCGAUGCCGCUGUAGUUGGCUUCGGUGUAGAAUCGUGCGAGGUCGCUGGGGAAAGUUAGUUGAAGCUAAUAGGUGGUGAGGGUUGGUAGGGAUAAGGGUUCUUACGGGAGAUGAUUGGGGUUUGUGGAGCAGGUGCAGGUGAACAGGCCGGUGUUGACGUCCAGUUUGAGCUGGCAGCCUUUUCCGAAAGACGUGCACAUGAAGGGGUCGAGUUCACCUUUGUCUGUGCUCGGAACAGCUCGAGCCAUUACGAUCUGGAUCGUGGCGAAGAUUGCUUGGAGAGCGAGUAGAGGACGCAUUAUGGAAUUGUGGCCAACCGUAAUUUGUUCUGGUGGUUUGGAAUUUGUCGAGCAAUGAAAAGGAACAGAAGAAUCGUGAGCUCCGGCUUCAAG